UUAAAGAGGGGAAGAGACAGUUUUUGUGAGUUGUGUGUGUAGAGCAGAAAGAUCUGGAUUAGGGAUUUACAAGCUGCCUUCUAUUUAAUAUGAGUGAGGUUUUACAGCACAAUUUACUUAUUUGCCAACUGAGUUUUUUGUCUGCCCUUUUAUUUAUUAUUUUAGCUUUCUUUCUGAUUCUCAGCUAUGCUUCUAAUAACUCAAGGUUACCACACACGUAGUUGUUCUAACUAGUUAGGUUCCUUAGCCAUUAAGCUAAUUUAAAAAUUAAAAAAUAAAAAUAAUCGGAGUACCAAUUUUAACUACUUUAAGGUUUUUUUUUAAAGUGGGUGAAUGUGGGUGAGAAAGGUUAGUACUGACAAAGUAGUAUAAUAAUAAUAAUAGUAUUUUUAUAAAGAAAAUUUAAAAAAUUUUAUCUAUAAACACAAACCAAUGAAGGUUUUUCAUGCAAGUCUUUUCAUUGACUAUAAUGAUGCUGCUAUUUGUUCUGCAAACCCCUAGCUGCCUGCAUAAGCACAGAUACCAAACUGUGAUUUCAUAUUAAAGCAGUAUUUAAAAUAUUUUCAUAUUCCUAAAGAAAAAUUCUGGCACAUUAAAUUCAUCUGACUGUUCUUGGAUAUUAUUUGUUUUUACAUCAAACUCACAGUAAAUAUCUUUCAUGAAAUAUUCAAUUGUGAGUUUAAAAAAACAGCAGACAUUGAAUAAAAUUUCAAGUGCUCAGUAGAACUAAAAUGAACUAAGUCUUUUCCAAUAAUUUUCACACAGGCUAAGGAAUAUAAAUUUGAAACAGGAAAAAGCAUACAAACGCUACCGCUGAUCUAGAAGUAAUUAAAUAAUUUUAAAAUACAAGUGGUCCUUUUAAUAAAGAAACUGAAAAUGCUCAAGUUCUAGUACUAAGCUAGUCUUGCAGUCUAGAGGAAACUUUGAUAACAUAGCUGUUAAGAUUUUUAUACCCAUUUCCUGAAAUAAAGCAGAAAUAUAUUUUUAUUACAUAUUGUAUACUUUCCCCAAUAUAUGUGGGAAAAAAAACUACCAAUGAACCAAACUCUCAAAUUCAGAGGCUAUUUGUUUAAAAAUAAGCAAUGAAAAAGUUUCUGCGAAAACCUAUGUAUACACGUAGAAUCCAGACCUUUCUGUGCUCUUCUAUAUAAGGCUGCAACCAGAACAAAUUAUGUUCCACAGCAAAGGCAUAAAAAGCUAGUAAGAAUCUUGUUUCACUGCUAGAAAUCAGAACUCUUAAAAUUGCUGUAUGUAUCACAGGGCAGACUUUUCACAGAAUGAAAGCUGUAGAAUCUCUAGAUUGUAUCUUAUUUUUACUCAAAUGGGAAAAACAGCCCAGGGUUAAUCUGAAACAAGACUAUCUUAAGCUAAAAUGAUACAGAGUUUAUUACAAUUCCCCAAAUAUUAAAGAGAGCUCCUAAUAUAACUUGAAUAAGGGUCAUGAACUGGUUCAGCAUAGUUCACUUGUGGCUUUAUGAAUUACAAUGAAUGCUGCUACUCUUUAAAAGCGAAUGUAUCAAAGGGGAAACAACCCCCUUGGCAUGCUCACAGCUAUACAACACAUUGGUUUCAUUAUCUUCCAGUGCCAGCGCUGGAGGCUCAGCACAAGUCAGGGAGAGGAGGGCUUCAGGCGCGCAGCGAGGUCUCCUGAGCAGAUAAGGGAGAUGGCCAAAUAACAGCUAUCGGUUUCUUUCACUAAGCCUUCUGAAAUCCGAGCCUCUGUAGAAUACUAAACACUUGGGUCUUACCUACAGACAUGGAUAGAUGCAUUUAUGUUCUCAUGUUAGAGAACUUGAAGUUGUUUUUAAAGGAAGAAGUCAACUUGGGCUUCCAGUACUUGGCAUGGGUACAAUGCCUUAAAAAAGCAGAUGACCAGCUUAGCUACUGACCAUGCUGACCAUUGUCUGGAAUUGGAUCCAAUCACAGAAAAACAGUGAAUGGCUUUCUCUUAUACGACAUCCGAACAAAGCACAAUUCCUGAGCCCAUUUUGCAGAGCUCAUUUGAUCACUUAACCUCUUCUAACUGGUCUGGAUCACAGACAGAAUCGAUACCAGAGGAAAUGAAACAGAUCGGCGAGGACCAGGGAAACAAACCGCGCUGGGCAGCUCUUCUGAUACUCAUGGUGGUAAUUCCCACAAUUGGUGGAAACGUCCUUGUUAUCCUGGCUGUUUCACUGGAGAAGAAGCUGCAGUAUGCUACCAAUUAUUUUCUUAUGUCCCUGGCAGUCGCUGAUUUGCUCGUUGGAUUGUUUGUGAUGCCGAUUGCCCUCUUGACAAUAAUGUUUGAGGCUAUGUGGCCCCUCCCACUUGUUCUGUGCCCUGCCUGGUUAUUUCUUGACGUUCUUUUUUCUACUGCGUCCAUUAUGCAUCUCUGUGCCAUUUCAGUGGAUCGUUAUAUAGCCAUCAAAAAGCCAAUCCAGGCCAAUCAAUAUAACUCCCGAGCCACAGCAUUCAUCAAGAUUGCAGUGGUGUGGCUAAUUUCAAUAGGCAUUGCUGUUCCAGUCCCUAUCAAAGGGAUAGAAACUGAUGGGAGUAACCCAAACAACAUCACCUGUGAAAUGACAAAAGACCGCUUCGGCAACUUCAUGCUCUUUGGCUCCCUGGCUUCCUUCUUCACGCCUCUGGCGAUCAUGAUCGUCACCUACUUUCUCACUAUCCGUGCUUUACAGAAGAAAGCUUACUUCGUCAGAAACAAGCCACCUCAACGCCUGACAUGGCUGACUGUGUCCACAGUUUUCCAAAGGGAUGAAACACCUGGCUCGUCACCUGAAAAGGUGGCAAUGCUAGGUGACUGUAACAAGGACAAAACUCUGCCCAACUUAAGUGAUGCCAUACUUAUGCGAAGAAUGUCCACAGUUGGAAAAAAGUCACUGCAGACCAUUUCCAAUGAACAGAGAGCCUCAAAGGUUCUCGGGAUUGUGUUUUUCCUCUUUUUGCUUAUGUGGUGCCCCUUUUUCAUCACAAACAUAACUUUAGUUUUAUGUGAUUCUUGCAACCAGACUACUCUCAAAAUGCUCCUGGAGAUAUUCGUGUGGAUAGGCUAUGUUUCCUCGGGAGUGAAUCCUUUGGUCUACACCCUCUUCAACAAGACAUUUCGGGAUGCAUUUGGCAGAUUCAUCACCUGCAAUUACUGGGCCACAAGAUCAGUAAAAAGUCUAAGAAAAUGUUCCAGUAAUAUCUUCCGGAAUCCAAUGGCAGAGAGCUCUAAGUUUUUCAUAAAACAUGGAAUGCGGAAUGGCAUUAAUCCUGUCAGGUACCAGAGCCCACUGAGGCUCCGAAGUUCAACCAUCCAGUCUUCUUCAAUCAUUCUACUAGAUACACUUCUCCUCACUGAAAACGAAGGUGACAAAACUGAAGAGCAAGUCAGUUAUGUAUAGAAGAAGCGGCACAGCUUCCAUCUAACGUAAUGAUGGGUAGGGCAAUGAAGCAGAUAUAAAUGCACUAAGAAUUAUAUAAAGAACUUAACUCAUUUAUCAUACCAUCUCUGUACACUAAGAGUGACACAUCAAGAUUACCCAAUUGUCUUUAUUUGGACACAGUUACUUCAUGAAAAAAAGAAUUUUGGCUCUGACUAGUGUGGCUUAGUUGGUUUGGCGUCAUCUUGCAGAGCAAAAGGCCUCUGGUUUGAUUCCUGGUCAGGGCACAUACUUGGGUUGAGGGUUCGGUUCCUGGUCAGGGAGCGUGCAAGAGGCAACCUACUGGUGUUUCUCUUUCACUUCAGUGUUUCCCUCCCUCUCCUUCUCCCUCUCUCCCCUUCUCUAAAAAUAAAUAAAAUCUUUAAAAAAUCAUAAUCUGUGGGCUGGUUUCAAACAAGGUUAAAGAAAAAAAAUCAUUUUGUACAGCGGCAAAUUAAAGUAAUCUAGCACUCUGGUUAAAUGUUAAGAGAGUUAAAUGAAAUAAAAUUAAAUAAAUCAAUAAAUUUCAGGCUGAAAAAAUAAUGUCUUCAUAAGAAUUUGUUUAGUUCCUACUUAUUUGCAAAGCUGAGCUACAAAGGAAAUAAAACAAAACAAACAAGCAUUAUCCUUGUAUUUAAUGCCUUAAAAGCAUAAGGCAUAACAACAGUGAUAAAGGAACAAAGGACUAACAAUACGUGUAUAAAAUAAAGAUUACAUCUGGAGAUAAGAUUGCCCUUUAUAGUUUGGUUUAUUCCAUGUGGUCAUGGCUUUGCUUUGAUCAGGAAAUUGCCUGGAUAGAAGGAGUAGGGAGGACAGUAGGUGCACAUCACAGAAAAUAACUAGAGCUCAGAAAAUAACCUCAGUCCAGGAACCUAAACUUUGAUGGUCUCAUAAACGGAGAUCAUAUUGCCUAAGCUUGACCAAAGACUUGGUUGAACUUCAGACACAAAAAUUUUAAAUUUACCCUCUCAUUAUUUCAUAUUGGGAAUAAAUUCACUCUGUGUCAAUUACUACCUAACUGAUUGAAUUUAUAGAAAAGUGAAUUUUUCUGCACCUCAUUUACAGUUCACAGGGUUCUUAUGAGGGUGAGUACAUGUGGGCACUCUGUAACUGGCAGACAAUUCUUUUGACUUUUGUUACUUGAUUUUUAUGCUAACCUCAUUCCUUUGGGUGGAGGGGUCCGCAGUGAAGACAGCCCAUAUCGUCACCUUUUCUUUCGGGCUGGCCCAUUUUUAUGCCCCAACCGACUGUUCUCUCACCCCCCUCUCCAUGCAACUUGUUUAAGAGAAUUACUUCAAGAAAUAUGCUGGCUUUGAGCUCAGCCUAAGUAAACCAGGUAUGUAUUUUCCAAAUGGCAGAGUCCUUUCCUACAACCUGGUUCUAAUACAUAGAUCUUACGGGCUCUAUGUCAGCUGCCAGAAAGAGUAUAUCUAACAAAUUUAAUUCCUAAAUCAUCAAAGCUUUUGUCCCUACCAGUCUAAGAGUUUUCAGUGGCAUUAAGAGUUGGCUAUUUCAAAUAAGAGGCAAAAUAAUUUGUUCCUAAAGACAAAACAAACGAAAUGAAAAAGCCCAUUCUUUUCAGUUUUGGUUCUUGUCUCUAAUAUGAUGGAUUUGGCAUAUGUAUAUGUUAAUGAAUACUUGUACCUAAAAAACAUAUAUAUCUAUUUAUAUUCUUGCCAAGUGUUAUAAGAUUAAGUUUCCAGACAUCACUCUAAUAGCAUUUCAAACUGUAUUUUAUGUGUGUGAAGGUAUCUAUAAUUAUUUCUAGAAAUCUGAAUACUAGAAACGGCAGUCACACUGGCACAGUCUACCCCUAGGCAAUCUAGAAAAAAGGACUUUCUCCCCACAUGCUCUACAUUGCCUCCAAAUCUGUGUCUGUGCUUAAACUCACACACACAAGGAGCACAUAAACAACUCAUGAGCUGGGUCUGACUAUCCUAGGGAGACUCAGCAAAGCACAGAAGUAGCUCUUGGGCGACAUCUGCUGCUGAAACUGGGAAUUUAGCACAUGUGUGAACUACAGGAACUACAAGGGCAAAAUGAACUUUGUUAAUUUGAGCACAAAGACUGGUCCCGUUAAAAAGAAGUGAAAAAGUUUUUAAUUAUCUCAUCAACUUCCUCUGCGGCAGACUAUGCACACUAGGCCAAUGAUUUACAUGACACAAAAUACAAAGCCACUCAUAGGAAAAUUAACAGCUGACAAGAAACAAAACAAAGAGACUAUCAUGAGUAGGAUUCUUUACACAAGCCAACAGUUGCUAAAGAGUGCACCUAGAAGAUAUACUUCCCAUAUUAAAAUUAUCUAGCUUCCUGAUAAAUUAAAAAAAAACCCCAAACCUCUCUAGAUGGCAAUAAUAAAACCAUUUCUUUUUGUUUUUGAACUGUGUCUAAACUCUAGAGCAAAAAUAUGGGAAGAUAAAGGUCACAGCGUGGCUAGAAUGAUAAACCAGAGAUGGCAGGAAGGAAAUAAAACUAUUCAACUUAUACUUUGCUUCUUCCAUCUUUUCUCUCAGGAGAAUGAUCUUUAGAUCAGAAAGAUAAAAAGUAAUGUAAAGAUGGAUCAAAAUGCAAAGUAGGUGAAAGAGAAUGACUGCUUAAACGAAUUCAAGUCUCUAAGCUGCACGAACCUUCCGCCUGAAACAGAACUUGUCAAUGUAAUCAUGGAGUCACUGCCGACGAACCCGAGGAAAGACAGGGAGUGGCAAAGGUGCACAAAGGACCGCAAGUGCCCACAUAAAAUAUCCCCAUGUUCACAAAGAAUCUUUUCAAGAAACAGGAUUUGAAAAGUUAAAAUUGUAGAGUCUGUU
Phyllostomus discolor (pale spear-nosed bat) is the source of this 6202-nucleotide messenger RNA. RefSeq names its product 5-hydroxytryptamine receptor 2B (gene HTR2B). Gene Ontology annotation, cellular component: dendrite; plasma membrane. Gene Ontology annotation, molecular function: G protein-coupled serotonin receptor activity; neurotransmitter receptor activity. The coding region runs from base 1938 to 3377 and encodes 479 amino acids. Gene Ontology annotation, biological process: heart development; smooth muscle contraction; vasoconstriction. The transcript has 4 exons. The record is from RefSeq and is a predicted model, not a curated record. Lineage: Eukaryota; Metazoa; Chordata; Mammalia; Chiroptera; Phyllostomidae.